AUGUUCCGUCCCGCCUCUAGAGUCCUCCUCCGCGCCCCGGCCACAGUCCGUGGCCCGGCCAGCAGACGAUUGAUAAGCACCGCUCCCGCCGAGGCCUCUAAGUCGAGGAGCUGGAAGAACACCGCCGUCCGACUCGGUCUGGCGGCCGGUGCGGUCUACUACUAUAACACGGCCAGCGUGUUCGCGGAGCCUCCGUCUUUCUCCCUCCGCGAACAAAUCACCCCCUCCGAACCCGCCACCUCUCUCACCCUCGACUCCAUCAAGCCCAAGAUCCGCGAACAGAAGGAAUCCGAGUCCAAAUCUAAAUCCACCAUCCCCGCCCCCUCCGACGAUGCGCAACAACAGCACCAGCCCGCCUCCGAAGCCGCCCUAAAAUCCCCCGAGGAGCUCGAGGAGGAAGCCGGCCAGGAGGCCGCGUUCAACCCGGAAACCGGCGAGAUUAACUGGGAGUGCCCGUGCCUGGGCGGUAUGGCGCAUGGUCCUUGCGGCGAGGAGUUCAAGGCGGCGUUCAGCUGCUUCGUUUACUCGACCGAGGAGCCGAAGGGAAUUGAUUGUAUUGAGAAGUUCAAGGGCAUGCAAGAUUGCUUCCGGCAGUAUCCCGAGGUCUACGGUGCCGAGAUCGACGAUGACGAGGAGGCUCCCGCUGCUGCUCCCGUGAGCGACGACGCCGCCGCCGUCGCCCCUCAGUCUACCGCUUCUGCCGCUGAGAUUGACGCCUCGUCGCAUCCCGAUGAGAAGCGCGCUCGUGCCAAGGAGACCGUCGCCGAGACCAAGUCUGUCGCGGCCGGACAACCUGAGUUGCCGGAGAGCGACGAGUUGCUGCCCAAGGCAUGGCAUGAUACGGAGGCCAAGAACGACGAACAGAAGGAGAAAUAA
Molecule: messenger RNA, 876 nt
Organism: Aspergillus melleus
Lineage: Eukaryota; Fungi; Ascomycota; Eurotiomycetes; Eurotiales; Aspergillaceae
Gene: MIA40
Product: coiled-coil-helix-coiled-coil-helix domain-containing protein
Exons: 3
Coding region: 1-876 (291 amino acids)
Biological process (GO): protein import into mitochondrial intermembrane space
Cellular component (GO): mitochondrial intermembrane space
Molecular function (GO): protein-disulfide reductase activity
Source: RefSeq, a predicted model, not a curated record